Molecule: messenger RNA, 15982 nt
Organism: Monodelphis domestica (gray short-tailed opossum)
Lineage: Eukaryota; Metazoa; Chordata; Mammalia; Didelphimorphia; Didelphidae
Gene: GRIN2A
Product: glutamate ionotropic receptor NMDA type subunit 2A
Biological process (GO): monoatomic ion transport
Cellular component (GO): membrane
Molecular function (GO): signaling receptor activity; ligand-gated monoatomic ion channel activity
Source: RefSeq, a predicted model, not a curated record
GGAGGAGAUGGUGUUGUGUUGGUGGUAAUAGGGAAGUGGGGGCGCAGUGGGGUGGGGGACAGACAGCUGGUUUUAUAAAAUGAUAGAGGAUCUUGUAUGUAUAUGUAUGUAUGUGUGAGAGAGUAUGUAGAAAGAGACGAACGUUCCACCGAACACCAGGCGCUGCCUAGAGCUUUAAAUAAUUGAUUCCUCUUCAGCCGCAUCAUAAAACAGGAGGAACCCUUGUGGAGGAACUAGAGAAAAUGUUGCUCCAGUACCACGGACAGCGGCAUACCUCGUUUAGACUGAACUUCCCAGAUCUCUUCCUUGGGCCAAAGGUCCUGGGGCCAAAGGUUUUAGAGACCCUAGUCACCAGAUUCUGAGGCUUCGCUUCUUGUGGGGUGGGGGCCAGGGACGAUAUAUUCUCCCUAAGGUUUAGGGGAGGUUCACUCUGUGUGUGUGUGUGUGUGUGUGUGUGUGUGUGUGUGUGUGUGUGUGUGUGUGUGAGUGGGGGGGAAGGGGGAGAUGGGAGGAAGAGGUACUCUUUCCCUCUUUCCGCCUGUCAAAGUCUCGGGUUUGAGCUGUGCUUCUGCAUCUCUCCAAGAAACCAGCUCUGAGUAAGUCCCCAAGUUGGCGUGGGGGGCGCACCUGCCCCCUUCUUCCUUCUAGGCGGCGGCAGUGGCGGGAGCAGAAGCAGCAGCAGGAGCGGGAGCGGGAGCCCGCCCCCUCCCAGUGCUGUGCGGAGCACGUCCAGGGACCCCUUUUGCCAUUGCUGGAAAGCAUUGCAGCGAGUCGGGCGCGCCCUUCUGAUUCUGGGCUGAGAGCAGAGAAUCGGGAUCUGGGACCUGAGCGUGGAGCUGGACUGCAGGGAAGCUGAGAGCAUCCUCUCCUGAUUCUCCCACUCUCCUCUCCUUCUCGUUUGGCUCUGCCCUCUGACAGAGAACGCGGGGAUCCCCUGCCAUCUCCUCCCUCCCUCCCCCCCCCACGCACGCACAUACGGGUGCGCGCGCCCCGAAAGACAAGGCUGCAGAGAGGGAGCUCUGUGGUAUUGGAAGAGCCGAGGACUCAUCGAUGCUCUUGUCCAGAGAGAAGCAGAGCGUGGAAUCCCCGGGCAGAGAGUCUUAGAGGGACGUGUAGUUACUGGGAAGAGAAGGGAAAGAAGACAGGGACCAGGGCAGGGGGGGGGGGUCUCGGCUGGCUCAUGGGGACCGGGGAGCACUAAAGGACUGAAGCCGCGGGGCCGCGUUUUUCAACCCCGGAGAUGACUUGGAAGAGCCACCUUUGGGAACUAUGUGGAGGGUGGCUGCGAGCCCUGCUGCAAAACCUCAGGCUGGGAUAGCCGCCUCCAGUGGGGGCUAUGCGGUCAGCGCCGGACGGCCAGGGGAGCGCGCUGGGGUGGCAGGAUGGGAGAGCCCCCUAACCUCGGCUGCUGCUGAGGCGGCCGAAAUGCUCGACUGCGCAGCGCGCCCCACCGCAGCCUCGACCUUCUCCGGCGAUCCUGGGAUCGCAGCUGGCGACCAUGGGCAGACUGGGCUACUGGGCGUUGUUGGUGCUGCCGGCUCUGCUGGUGUGGCGGAGCCCAGCACGAGCUCGCGCGGAGAAGGGGCCUCCAGCGUUGAACAUCGCGGUGCUUUUGGGCCGGAGCCACGAUGUGACAGAGCGGGACAUCCGCAGCCUGUGGGGCCGGGAGCUGGCAGGUGAGCUAGCACUCGACGUGAAUGUGGUGGCCAUGUUGGUCAACCUUACAGACCCCAAGAGUCUCAUUACCCAUGUCUGCGACCUCAUGUCUGGCGCCCGCAUCCAUGGGCUGGUGUUUGGGGAUGACACGGACCAGGAAGCCAUCGCACAGAUCUUGGAUUUUAUCUCCUCCCAGACCUUCAUCCCUAUCCUGGGGAUCCAUGGUGGUGCCUCCAUGAUCAUGGCUGAUAAGGAUCCGAUGUCCACCUUCUUCCAGUUUGGAGCUUCCAUCCAGCAGCAAGCCACUAUCAUGAUGAAAAUCAUGCAGGAUUAUGACUGGCAUGUCUUCUCUGUGGUGACUACCACCUUUCCUGGCUACCGGGACUUCAUAAGCUUCAUCAAGACCACGGUAGACAAUAGCUUCGUUGGCUGGGACAUGCAGAAUGUGAUCACCCUGGAUACUUCCUUUGGGGAUGCCAAGACCCAAAUUCAGCUAAAGAAAAUCCAUUCCUCUGUCAUCCUGCUUUAUUGCUCCAAGGAUGAAGCAGUUCUGAUUCUGAGUGAGGCCCGCUCUCUGGGCCUGACAGGCUAUGAUUUCUUCUGGAUUGUUCCAAAUCUGGUUUCUGGCAACACAGAACUCAUCCCCAAAGAGUUUCCUUCAGGCCUCAUUUCAGUCUCCUACGAUGACUGGGACUACAGUUUGGAGGAGAGAGUGAGAGAUGGGCUAGGGAUUAUCACCACUGCUGCCUCCUCUAUGUUGGAAAAGUAUUCAUUCAUUCCUGAAGCCAAGACCAGCUGCUAUGGACAGGUAGAGAAACCUGAGCUCCCACUGCAUACCCUCCACAAAUUCAUGAUCAAUGUGACAUGGGAAGGCAAAGAUUUGUCUUUCACAGAAGCAGGGUACCAAGUACACCCCAGGUUAGUGGUGAUUGUGCUGAACAAGGACCGGGAGUGGGAAAAGGUGGGGAAAUGGGAGAACCAGACCCUGAGCUUGACACAUUCUGUGUGGCCGAGGUACAAAUCGUUUGCUGACUGUGAGCCGGAUGACAAUCACCUGAGCAUCGUCACUCUGGAAGAAGCUCCCUUUGUCAUUGUGGAAGACAUAGACCCAUUGACUGAAUCCUGUGUGCGAAACACUGUGCCAUGUCGGAAAUUUGUCAAAAUCAAUAAUUCGACCAAUGAGGGGACCAAUGUGAAGAAAUGCUGCAAAGGCUUCUGUAUUGACAUCCUGAAGAAGCUGUCCCGUACUGUGAAGUUCACCUAUGACCUCUAUCUGGUGACCAAUGGGAAGCAUGGGAAGAAAGUCAAUAACGUAUGGAACGGGAUGAUUGGGGAAGUGGUGUACCAUCGAGCAGUUAUGGCAGUGGGGUCUCUCACAAUUAAUGAGGAACGCUCAGAGGUGGUGGACUUUUCUGUUCCCUUUGUGGAGACAGGAAUCAGUGUGAUGGUUUCACGAAGUAAUGGGACAGUAUCUCCUUCUGCAUUUUUAGAGCCUUUUAGUGCUUCUGUUUGGGUGAUGAUGUUCGUGAUGCUCCUCAUUGUGUCUGCUAUGGCUGUUUUCAUAUUUGAAUACUUCAGUCCUGUUGGCUAUAAUAGGAGCUUAGCCAGAGGGAAAGCUCCUCAUGGGCCUUCUUUUACUAUUGGAAAAGCCGUCUGGUUGCUCUGGGGCCUGGUCUUCAAUAACUCUGUGCCUGUUCAGAACCCGAAAGGGACCACCAGCAAAAUCAUGGUGUCUGUUUGGGCUUUCUUUGCGGUCAUAUUCCUGGCCAGUUACACUGCCAACCUGGCUGCCUUCAUGAUUCAAGAGGAAUUUGUUGACCAGGUGACUGGCCUAAGUGAUAAGAAGUUUCAGAAGCCUCACGAUUAUUCCCCCCCUUUUCGGUUUGGCACGGUUCCUAAUGGAAGCACGGAGAGAAACAUCAGGAAUAAUUACCCUUACAUGCAUCAGUAUAUGACCAAAUUCAAUCAGAAGGGAGUCGAGGAUGCUCUGGUCAGCUUGAAAACAGGGAAGCUGGACGCUUUCAUCUAUGAUGCUGCAGUGCUGAAUUACAAGGCUGGGAGAGAUGAAGGCUGUAAAUUGGUGACAAUUGGGAGUGGCUAUAUCUUUGCUACCACUGGGUAUGGUAUCGCCCUCCAGAAAGGAUCCCCAUGGAAGAGGCAGAUUGACCUGGCCCUUCUUCAGUUUGUUGGUGAUGGAGAGAUGGAAGAGCUGGAGACCCUAUGGUUGACAGGAAUCUGCCACAAUGAGAAGAAUGAGGUGAUGAGCAGCCAGUUGGACAUCGACAACAUGGCAGGAGUGUUCUACAUGCUUGCCGCUGCCAUGGCACUCAGCCUCAUCACCUUUGUCUGGGAACAUUUGUUUUACUGGAAACUCAGGUUUUGCUUCACUGGAGUAUGCACAGACAGGCCAGGACUGUUGUUCUCCAUCAGCAGGGGCAUUUACAGCUGCAUUCAUGGAGUACACAUUGAGGAGAAAAAGAAGUCACCAGAUUUUAAUCUGACUGGCUCCCAGAGCAACAUGUUAAAACUCUUACGGUCAGCCAAAAAUAUUUCUAACAUGUCCAACCUGAAUUCCUCUAGAAUUAGUUCCCCCAAAAGAACAAGUGAUUACAUCCAAAGAGGAUCCCUCAUCAUGGAUAUGGUCCCAGAUAAAGGGAAUUUGAUAUACUCUGAUAACAGAUCUUUUCAUGGUAAAGACAAUCUUUUUGGGGAUAACAUGAAUGAACUUCAGACAUUUGUGGCCAAUCGGCAUAAAGACAACCUCAAUAACUAUGUUUUCCAAGGGCAGCAUCCUCUCACCUUGAAUGAAUCCAAUCCUAAUACAGUGGAGGUUGCUGUGAGCACAGAGUCCAAAGGGAACUCUAGACCUCGACAACUUUGGAAAAAGUCCAUGGAGUCCUUGCGCCAAGAUUCACUGAGCCAGAAUCCAGUCCCUCAACAGCGGGAGAAUGGCUUGGUCGAGAAUAGAACCCACUCUCUGAAGAGUCCCAGGUACCUUCCUGAAGAGGUGGCUCACUCGGACAUCUCAGAAGCUUCAAGCAGGGCCACAUGCCACAUAGAACUUGAGAACAACAACAAACAUCACAAGACCAAGGACAACUUUAAAAAAAGAUCUGUGGCCUCCAAAUACCCCAAGGACUGCAGUGAUGUUGAGCUCACCUACCUGAAAACCAAAGCAAGCUCCCCCAGGGACAAGAUCUAUACCAUUGAGGCUGAAAAGGAGCCCAGUUUCCACAUAGAACAACCCCAGUUUAUUGAAAACCUCGUCCUGCCUGAGAAUGUGGAUUUCCCCGAGGUGUACCAGGACCCUAAUGAAAACUAUCAUAAGGGGGAUGCCACACUGCCUGUCAACAGGACUCCUUUGCACAACGAAGAUGGCAAUGCCCCCAACAAUGACCAGUACAAACUCUUUUCCAAGCAUUUCACCUUGAAGGAGAAGAACUCUCCCCACAGUGAGGGGAGUGACAGGUACCGGCAGAAUUCUACUCACUGUAGGAGUUGUCUCUCCAACCUGCCCAACUACACUGGUCAUUACACCACACGAUCCCCCUACAAAUGUGAUUCCUGCCUAAGGAUGGGUAACCUCUACGAUAUUGAUGAGGACCAGAUGCUGCAGGAAACGACAGCCAACCCUGCCCACUCCGAGGAGACAUAUGAGCAGGAUUGGGCACAGAACAAUGCCCUUCAAUUCCAGAAGAAGAAUAAGUUGAGGAUUAGCCGGCAGCAUUCUUAUGACAACAUCCUAGACAAGCCCAGGGAGAUUGACCUUGGAAGACCCUCUCGGAGCAUAAGCUUAAAGGAUAAGGAGAGACUCUUGGAAGGGAAUUUGUACGGGAGCCUGUUUAGUGUCCCCUCCAGCAAACUGUUGGGGAACAAGGGCUCUCUUUUCUCCCAGGCACUGGAAGACACUAAGAGGAGCAAAUCUCUCUUCCCAGACCACUCCUCCGAUAACCCUUUCCUACACUCCUCCUAUCCGGAUGACCAGCGACUGAUCAUUGGGAGAUGCCCCUCUGACUCUUAUAAACAUUCAUUGCCCUCCCAAGUGAGGAAUGACAACUACCUGAGGUCAUCUCUAAGAUCAACAGCAUCGUCAUACUGUUCCAGGGAUAGCCGGGGCCACAACGACACAUACAUUCCCGAGCAUGUGAUGCCUUACGUGGCAAAUAAUAAUAUUGUAUACUCUACCCCCAGGGUCCUCAACUCCUGCAGCAAUAGACUCACAGCCCAAACCAGACCCCAGAACUCAGGGCCCUGGAAAGAAUCGGUAUGUCCGCACAUCCGAGGCUACCUUCAGUCUAGGCUGUCAUCAAGAUAUGGAGACGCAUCUGGAAUUAUAGGCCCCAGCUGUUCCUGAUGUCAAUAUGUGGAUCUUACAUCUGUGACGCAGUGGACCUCACUAUUUAUUUAUCGUGAAGCCUCGUGUAUACGUAAGUUUGCAUCUCCCCCCUUCUGGUGACUACUCAGGGCUGUAUAGUUUCUCUUACCCCUUCACUCCAAAAGUAACUGUAACUCAUUCUUCACCGAGCGGUCCUGGUGGCAUCUAAUUAACCAUGUAUUGUUAUCCAAGUUGUCAGUGCUAUGUCAUGAGCCAACGGCCAUAUGUUUCAUGUCAUCAAGAAGGAACAGGAUGCCAUCUGUUUGCUGAAGGCUGACACAAUUUUACAUUGAUCAUGUUGCUCUGUGGAAUUGUAAUUUCUACUACCCUCCCCACCCUACCAACUCCCAAAUCUGAAUCCUCCCUCCGCGUCUAGUAGGUUCAUGUGCCCGUGAAGUAAAUAUCUAUAUUCUGAUAGUCAUAGAGAAACUGUGGUAGGACAAGUGGUCUGUCACCUCAGACACAUUAGCUGACCUCCUCUUCUACACUCCUUGAGAUAUUGAAGCAUUUUUCCUUUUUAGGUCCACUGGAUUAUUUAUUUUUGAUUCCAGAGGAUAUGUUGGAAAAAAUAACAAGACUAAUAUUCCUUAAUAAUUCAUACCAAAAUGAAAGUGGAAAAAAAGGGCUGGUAUGUCACCCAAAUCCCAAAUAUGCACUUUAUUAGACCUGCCUCCAAUGGUAGAAAAAAAAUGGUAGAAAAUAAAUUAAAUUCCAGUCCACUAACAUAUGUAAUUUAAAUCCUGAAAGAAUUGGGGAUCUUGUCCCAAUCAUUUGUGUUCUGAGGUGCCCCUACUCUUAUCUGAUAUGCUCUGGAAAGUUGCCUUGAAUGACCCAGAAUUCCUCUGUGCUUAUAGCCAAAGUAGAAUUGUAGAAUUUCGUAGCUGGAAGGGACCCUAGGGGUCACUCUAGUACAAUUUCCUCAUUUUACAAAUGAGGAGCCCAUUGCCUCAAUUCACUUCCCCGAAUUUCUCCUCACUGCUGUUUCUGUUUCUUAGAAAAACAAAGGCAGUCAUACAUAUAAGAAGCUCUCCUACUUUCUUAUAGGCAAUACUCUGAAAAGCUAAUGUCCCUCUCUUAAAGACAGAGAAGUCUUUGGCAGAGGAAGUGGUGGGAUUGGAGGUUAUGUAUCCUCUUCAGCCAGUCCCAGAUCUCUUAUUAGGAUCUAAAAUCUCUUAAAAUCCCUAUGGCACUUUACAACUCUAAACUGUUUUUUUCGGGAUUUUAGGAGAGCUUCAUUAUGAUGGAGGCAGGAAAAAUUAUUGCACACAGGGCCAUUCCUAGGAAAUACAAGACCUAUCAUUCACCUUUACAUUUUUAUCCAGAUGAAAUCUGGUUAAGAUUGACUCCAACCCAAGGUGGGGACAGGCUCUGUGUGUAUGUCUGUAUGACUGCCUAUGUGGGAAGAGUGAGGGGGCCUCACCUAUGAUGCCUUGUUGUAUGAGGGGGAAAGGAGGAUAUUGUGGUUGAAAUGUUAUAUGCUGAUGUUUAUUGUAUUCUUUUUGUCAAUACUGCCUCCUUUUCUGUUUCCUCAGUCAUAUUCUAGCUGCCUGGCUCCCUAUAAUGAUGGGGAGCCUUAGACUAUUAUCCCAAUUUGCUGUGCCCUAGGGUUGCUUAACACCCCUCUCUGACCUUAUUACUUUGUACAGAAAUCCUUUGAGAGUUUUUUGCCUUGCUCAUAUGAGAUCAUAUUCUUAUGUACACUAACUUAUGUACCUCCAAUGCCAUAGCCCCGACAUUUUACUCCUCCCAUUGUCUGCCUCCUUUCUCUCCUAUGAGAUGCAAAAUGUUUGAGCCCAGAACCAAUGAGGGGAUUAUUGAGAAUUGUGGAUAAAUGAGAUGUCUGUCCCUGUUCAAGUCAUGUUUGGUGUACUUUUUUUAAUGUGUCCUAACAUUUAGGAGCUUCCACAUAUGACAGAGUGUGGAAAUUGCACUAGAUUGACUAUCAGUCCAAGCAAAUAAGUCACAUCAUAUCUGCUAUAAAUGCUAUUGUUCUAUUAAGAAACUAGGAAGUGGCUUUUGCUCAUUAAAAAAAAGAAAGGAAAAGAUGGAUAUAGGUGAAAACUAUUAGAAUUCUGAGCAAUUUUAAAGGAAGCAAGAAAUAGAGGAUUAGAGAGUGAUAGAAUGUUAGGAAUGCAGAGACCUUCCUCAUUUUGCCGUUGAGGAAGUUGUGGCCCAGAUGGGAGAGGUAACUUGUUCACACUCACCCUAACAAUAAGUUGAAGAGUUUGGACUGGAUCUCCUGACUCUCCCUUCAUCAUGGAUGUAGCUUUCAUUGCUACACCAUGCUACCUCUAACAAAUAUAGGAGUUUUUUUCAAAGUCAUUGUGCCUAAGGGUUUAUCUUAUGACUCAUGUACAAAAACCAGUUCAUUUGGCUUACUGUGUUAUUUGAGAUGCAAAGAAUAACAUAAGGCCAUUCCGCAUCAACCCUAAUGUCCAUACUUUGAAAGAAAAAAAUGUUUUACGUAUAUGUUUCCAGUUACUUGUUCUUGAGUUAAGCAGAAAGAACAAAAGCCUAAAACCAUGGACCCUUUCAAGUGAAGCUGUGAAAUACUGAGCCUUUGAAAAUUCUACUUUGUCCACUUGGAGAGACAUGGAAAGUCAGCUGAACCUGUUACUCUUCAGCAAGAGCUUGUUUACUCUGCUUAACUUAAACGUUCUGUUUGAAUGCCACAAUGGAUGUUGAAUGAUCCUAAGUAGUUGUCAACCCUUGGCAGGACCUAUCAGGUUGUUUUCAGACAAGCAUGCGCUGUUGGCAAAUGAUCAGGUUAUUGUUUGUGGGCCAUGACAGAUGCAUGCAGUACAUUAAAAUGAAGCAUGUAAAGCAACAUAUUCUCCCAGUUCACAAACUCCUACCUAAAAACAGUCUGGGCCUUUGGGAAACCCUAGUCUUCCUUCUAGACCACUAGGGGCCACUACUCAAUUCAGACCUCAGUACUCUGGGAAUGAAGCUUCCUAAGGUCCAAAGUGGAACUCUGGGUGGAGGAGCUCUUUAUCUUCAUCAUCUACCAUUGUACUUCAGCCCUGUUGUAAACCCCACUGCAGUUUUUUUGUUUGUUUGUUUGUUUGUUUUUAAGAAUGCAAUCUUAAAAAAUAAAAUAAAAUUGUUACUAUUACCAGGACGAGCCAGCACUAUGAAUGGAAUUUCAUGAAUUAUAUUUGGAUUUCUCUUACUCUUACUCUGUAGUUUGACUCCAGAGUUAUGGUUUUCCUUUUCUGGUAAGAAUGGCAGCCAGAAAAUAAAAUAAAACAAAACAAAACCUACAAUAAAACAAAACAAAAACUUGAACCCUGUUGCUGCUGAGUCAAUUCAGAGUUAACUCUGGAAAAAAAAAAUAUAUAUAUAUAUACAUAUAUAUAUAUAUUCUUGUUUACAAAUGAAAUAUUUUGGCUUAAAAGAGAAUGAUAGCGUGGGCGUUUAAUUAGUCAAAAGAUACACAGCAGACGUGCACUUGAGCAUUGUUUACUCUAUUUGGUAUGUCUACACUGAUGUGUAUUUAAUAUUCUGUAUCUUUCUCGGGAAAUGACAAAUGCCCUGAAUUCUUUGCAAGUUGAAAAUGCUAAUGAAAAACAAAAGUGUUAGAAUUAAUUAAGUGAUGAUUAAAAAUUUAUCUCCUUUAAACCUAAAAUGUACGGCUUUCAUAACUGGGUUGUCAUAGAAAUAAAUACCUUAUGUUGGAAUCCCUUGUGGUGCCAGACCUAAAUAAAUACUAAUUUGGGAAACUUAAAUAUCAUUCAAGGGAGUUGAGGUUCUUGUUAGUAUUGAGUCUGUUAAUGGUGGCUUAUUAGUGUGUGAGGUCAUUGCAGUAAUCCAGGCUUACAGAACAUAGAGCUGUUUUGGCAAGUUGCACACUUAGCUUUACUGUGGACAGACUAUCUCUCAGUGAUAGCAAGAAACACACUGAAAGAGAUUUAUUUCCAUAAGAGGGGAAAGUAAGAAUAAUUCAAAUGUAUUUGGUUAUUUAAAACAAAGAUUUAUAUAUUAAAAUCUUUUUUUUUUUCCAGGAUAGCUUUGGCUCAUUUAUUUAUUUAUUUGUUUGUCUAUUUAUUUAUUUAUUUUUACAGAAAACAAACACAAAACUGCUACUUUCCCCCAGAUAGGCCCAUUUCCAUUUCUUUGGAGCAGGACUGUAAGAUGUCUAAAGGUCCUGUGCUUUAACAUGUCACCUAUUUGGUGACUGACUCUUCUGCCCUUUCAUUUGUCCCUUUACACUGUACUAUGUUAGCAUCAAAUUGUAUUAGAAUAAAAUAGAUUUAUCACUGAUAACAAGGAGCAGUAAUCAAAUGCACUUAUCUUGUGAAUAUGCUAGUGUACACAUGUAUAUAAUAUACAUGUUAAUACACACAUGAGUGUAUUAUUCACAUACUAUUGUACAUAUUGUAAAGUUACUACUGUUAAAAUUAAACGGUGAAUAUGGUAUUAACAUAUGGAAAACCCAUUCUGGUUAUUUUAAUUGAAUGAUGUCUUUGUUGUAGAGGUCAGUUUCCUGGUGUCUCCUCUCUGGAAGUGAUAUGUGACUGUUUCCCAUCUCUCUCUUUUAUCUCCCCCAACUCCUCUGCUGUCCAUCCCAGUAGAAAUUGGGCAUUCAGGGUCUACUAACUCUCUCUGAAGGAAAUGCCCCAAUGCUUAGAGCAGUAAAGGAUCUUAGAGAACAUCUAACCCAACCUCCUUACUUGAGAGAAGAGGAAAUCAAGAUAGAAUAGAGGAUGAAUCUCAAGCUUUCUAAAUCUAAUCUAGAGAUCUCUUUACUAUAGUAAAUUGAUUCUUGUCUAGAUUUGUAUCUAGAUGGCCUCAAUCACAAACUGGUGCUUCCAAAGCAAAAAAGGAGAAAAUAGCCCAGAGGUGAAAGGGGUUUCUUUGAUUCUUAGAAAGUACUUGUUAGAGUUUUCUUGUUUUACUUUGGUUUUCUCUUGGAUGUUUUCUGGCAUUAACUACCCCCACUUUUCCCUAUCACUCUUAUCAAAAGUGAAUCUUAAUGGCUAUUUCUUAGUUACCACCCCAUCCAAAGAUAAAGGAGAGGGAAAUGGGACUGGUAUUAAUGAGCUUAUGCUAAAACAUAAGGCUAAGAAGUUCACUGGAAUUGUUGUUUUCAAUUGCCUUUCCUGCAAGAAUGCAAGUUAAGCAACUAAGUAUUUAAAUACCUAUUAUGUGCCUUGUACUGUGCUAGGCACUGUGGGGGAUGCAGAAAUAUAAUUCCUGUUCUCUUUCUCUCUAUUACCUUUGUAUAUAACAGAGAACUAAGUAUAAGAAAAGUACAAUGAUUGAAAACCAGUCCCACAAUGGUUAAGGCCUGGAAGCAUCAUAAAAUUUCUGAGUUCUGUUCCAGACAGAUAAAUUACUCUAGCAUCUAAGUUACUUCCUUGGAAUCAGAUGAUCAGGUUAGAAACUUCAUUCACCCUUCAGAAGAUUUUCGGCUUCCUGGAAAUAAUUUACAGUAUAGGAGUGAUUUAUAGAAAAUUUCAAUCUGCCACAGUAUUUUUGCCUACUCUUGCCCAACCAAUCAGGGAUGCUACAUUUCCACUCAAGUAAACCAAAUGAUUUCUUUUUUCCACUCUUGCCUUAUGGCACCUGAUUUGAAGAGAGAAAUGAACUUCCUUGAUCAGUUGGACAAUAAGAAAGGAUGAGGCCAAGUCCAUGAAACAGUACUUUCUGAACGCACUUUCUUUUUUCCUCUUCGAUAAUGUGAAAAUCAUGUUUGGUAGAUGAGUGUAUGAAUGUUGUGGAGGAGGGUGUUAAAAGGAAUAAACUUUUGAAUGGGACCUAAGUGCCUAUAGUUGCAGCAGGUGAUAGAUAAAACGAUUAACCAGUUCCCUGGAGAAAAAUAAAAGGGAUGGGGUGCAGGGAUGACCCUUAAAAAGGAACAUUCUAGGAACUGCCAAGGGAUUUUAUAGCUUUGUCCAUUGGGAGGCAUUUUCAAAAGUUAAUGCUUCAUGUUAUGAAGAAAGGGUGGUUGAUUUUUUUGUUUUUGUUUUUUUUUUUCCUGUGCAUUCUGGAGUGAUGGAUUUCUUACUUGUCAGCAGCUGGUAUUGUGGGCAUUUUGUCAACAAAUAUUUAAUCAUAAUGCUCUAAGAUGAGAAGGGAGGGUCCUGUUUUGGAGAAUGCCUAAAAGAUAACUCUACUCUUGAUUCCCUAUUUUCUUCUAAACAAUUCAGACAAGGAGAUCCCAGGAUUCUUGUAUAUGUGUCCCAUUGUCUUAUAAUCUGUGUGGUCAGGAAGUCUGUAUACAUUUUAACCUCUGAAUAUCUUGCUUGUUAUGUCUUGAAUCUCCUAUACUUAGCAUAACCAUUCACUAUCCCGGCAGAGACUUGAAGACUGUUAUUAAUUCUCCCAUCCCCAUUGCUCACUGCUCUUCAUCUUAGCCUCCCUUCUCUGGGUCCCAAGGCUGGGGAUGAGGGUGAAGGACACAAUUCCUGUACAAGAUUCAUGUUUCCCUCUUGCUAACAUUUUUUCUCUUUGUCCACAGAACUUUGGUCUAACUUCUUAACUUAAAUGUACAUAUAUAUAUAUAGUAAUCCAUACAUACACAUGUAAAAGGAGAUCCUUUCCUCCUCCCACAAACAAAGACACUAAUCUAUUCCUCUCCAUCUCCAUUUCUUUCAACCAGCAAUGGACAUCCCUGAAAGAUUACUAUAUUUAUGAAUGAUUUUCUCUUCUUUAUUUUGUUCAGAGAUUCUUAACCCAAACAUAUAGUUAUAUAUAGUUCAUGGACUCCAGGUUAAGAUAUAUAAAACAUUUCUUUUCUUAAUUCUAUGUAAUUUUUAAAAAGCUAUUCUGAGAAGGGGGCCUGCAGGCUUCAUGACAUGACACAAAAGAGGUAAUGAAUCCCCAAUGUAGAUGUUAAGAACGAUUGGAUUCUCCAUGAUGCAAGUAUAAUGGAACCCGUUUAUUACACAUGUGAUCAAAAGGUGACUGUAUUAUCAGACAUGCUGAGGGCAGGUAGUGAUUUAUUCUCUCUUCAAGGUUGACAACACUUAUGUACCUCAGUAUCUUAACUUUUCUAGCUUGAGGAUUAAAAUUUACCUUGAGAAUGUUUGCUUAGUUUGUUCCCUUUGAACAUUAUUGCAUUGUGAAGGUCUGGCUCUUCCCACAGAGAGACAAGAGUUGACUAAUAGUUAAUUUCCAAAUAAUGGAACUGAGAACAUGAAAGUCCUUUAUUAUCAAACCAAAUAGCUCCAAUGAAAUCGGGAAGGAGUAAGCAUCUCAUGGAUGGAAAAUGCAAUGAGUUCUGUAGUGCUAUCUCAUAUAAACAAUAAAGGCCGUCAUUUCCCCCUUAGUGGAAGAAAAUAUUUUGUUUUGUUAGAUGGGAGUAAAAAUCAUUUAUAAAUAUUAGGGCAACUUUUAUUCAACUUCUACUUUGAGUACCUGUUCUUGAGGUUAUAAUAUAGGAAGACUCUUCUGAGUAUAUUGGAAGAAAUAAUUGUGCUCAUAUUUUAUAUUCAAAAGUAUAACUUACCUCCUCAAACACGAAUUCUUAGCCUUAGUUUGUGUCAUGGACCUUUUGGCAGUCUGUUGAAGCCUCUGGACCUCUUCUCAGAACAAUGUUUACAAAUACAUAAAAUAAAAUCAUAGGAUUGCAAAUAAAAUCAAUUUAUAUUGAAAUGCAGUUAUUAAUUAAAAAAAAAUCACAGAACCCAAGUUAAGAACUCUUGCCCUAAAGUUUUAUCUCUGGAGUUGCAUGCAAAUGAAACCAAUAGUAAGUAAUAGCUGGGUAGAGAAAUCCACUGCUUUACCUUAAAGCAGACUUUUCCUUCUAACCCAUAUUUGGAUUAGAAAUCAGAAAAAGUAUCCAACACUGGUAGCAACCAAACAAGUCAGAAUUCAAUGAUCUCUCAGGGCCCCGGGAUCAUAAUGAUAUAAUAAAUAUUCUUUUUGUAAAUUGUGGUGGUGUUUUGUUUGCUUUGUUUUUACUGAUUAGUUUUGGUUUUAUAUCACAUUAUAUAUAUGUAUCCCUCCCUCCUUCCCCUGCCCAGUGAGCCAUUUCUUACAACAAAGAGAAAUAAUGCAUUUUCAUUUUUUUGCAGACCUUGGACAUUUUCCAUAAUCUGUAGUCACAGACCUUAAAGCUUUUGAGCUAAUUCUUGUCUGUCUUUGGAAGGGGUUUUUAGGAUGACCCUUCAAAAAGAUAUUAAAAUAGUACAUAGCUGAGAGCACGCCUGGCACUUUAAGUUAAUAAAGUUAAUUGUCUUCUAGCUCACAAAUGUCUUUCCUAUGGCACUUUGGACCCCUCUCAUUCAGCUGACAUUUUGCAAUUCUAAGCUUUCAAGGGACUCAAAUAAGAAUAUAUUGGUAUCUGAGAGAGCAGUAAAGGUCCAAAAACAUGAAAGCGUUGUAUUGCUUUGCCAUGAAAAACAUUUUAAAGAGGGGUAGAGAGAAUAGGGAGUAGUGAAAUCUGAACUUUGAAUUCAAUUGAAUUUUCUAUAUUACCAAAUAAGCACUUAUUGAAUUAUUUUAUUCUCUGUAAAGCAAAUUCAAGUAAAUGAGCAUUAUUGAUUUUUGAAUGUAUUUUAUUACAAAUAGCUCAGGUUUAUUAGGUUUAUGGACAUAAUAUUAGAGCUAUGACCACAAAGGAAAUUCUUCCAGCUAAGAAGUGGAUGACUCAGACCUAGAUGUUGGGUCUGAUCCAGAAAGUUUUUAAUAAAGAGUUUUUAUAGAUUUUUAGAGGGAGGGGGCAAUAGGGAAUGGGAGGCAAUUCUUCUCUGUUGUUCCUUAUACUAUUGCUUUCCCAAACCUUUCAGAAAGAAAGGUUAACUGACAAUCACCUGUCCCUCCCUAAGGAAAGGAGAGGGGAAUUAGCAACAUAUUCCCAAGAAAUUGCUGUGAAUGGUCUGACACAUAUAAGUAAUAUGUAGUAGUGGAUAGAGAGCUGUCCUUUGGAGCCCGGAUGACCUGGGUUCUGUUUCUAGGUGGUCAUUAUAGGACCACAGGGGGACAAUUUCUAGGUAGAUCCUAACUGACCUGCAAAUAUGAAUGCAACUUGCAAAGGUGCCUAAAUUUAUUAUUCUAAGAGUUUAUUCAACAGAAGAAACUGGCUUACUGUACUAGGGGUUUUAAACUUCAAAACAAUUGAUUUUCUUCUCUCCAGGAACAGAAAACAUUUAUAAAAUGAUCACUACCAGAUUAUCCCCAGGAAGAACUCACUGAAGUUUGACAAUUGUCAUCUAUCUGAAGCUCCUAUCUGAAGUGGUCAGAAAUGUCUGAGUGCAUAAAUCUGUGGUUUUAAAUAUUUUUGGUUUGUUUAAUUUUUUAGAGGAAGCUAAUUGGGAAAAAUGAUAAAGCUUUCUCAAAUGAGGGAAGAAUGAAUAAAUAAAGCAUUGGUAGUUGCACUCUGACUUAGUUGUCUAAUUAAUAAGUUGAUGGAUAGCCCACUAGCAAGUGAAUGAAAAUAGGACUAAAUUUUUUAAAUUGCUUUUAAAAACUUAAGUGCAGGCCCGUUUUUCUUAUCCAGGUAGAAUUGUUUUGUUAUAAAGCUGCUUAGUAUAGGUUUUCCAAACACAGUCAUAUUCCAAUACAUGUCAAACUCUAUGUCAAUAACUAGAUUUUCUUCAGUCCUACCCACAUCACAGCCAAUUUGUGUUCUCUGUAAUGUUUUUAUUUUCACUGGUAGAUGGCUACAUCCCUAUUAUGUUUUAUCCUCUGCAUGAAGAAAUGCUAAUAAUGUAUAGAUAUUUUCGAGCAUAUCUAUAAAAUUAUAUGUUUGCAUAAAAUUUUUAUGAUAGAAAAAUAUAUCUACUCCGGGUGUGUCUUCCUGUAUUGUGUUCUCCAUUUUUGUUCAAUGUGUAGACAAUGUUUAAGGAAUGGGGUUUGGAAUGUCUGUGUGAAAUGAAAUUAAAAUGUAUAUAACUAUUGCAGAAAACAAAGGUGCCAAGUAAUAUGGUGUAAAAAAUGUAAAUACGUGAAAAUUUCAUUUUUCUAAUAAAGACACUUUCUGCCAAUUGAUAUGAAAAGGAGAAA